This is a messenger RNA of Penicillium cinerascens, 2265 nucleotides long. RefSeq names its product putative TBC domain protein. The coding region runs from base 1 to 2265 and encodes 754 amino acids. Lineage: Eukaryota; Fungi; Ascomycota; Eurotiomycetes; Eurotiales; Aspergillaceae. The record is from RefSeq and is a predicted model, not a curated record. Gene Ontology annotation, biological process: activation of GTPase activity. Gene Ontology annotation, molecular function: GTPase activator activity. The transcript has 2 exons.
AUGACCACCGUCUGCCCGAGCCCCAACUCCCCACCCGAGUUGUCGGGGUCGAAAUCGUCCAAGUCCUCCUCCUUCCAUUCCUCCUCCCAGAUCGACGAUCCCGACAGUAUCUUCACGGAUGUUGGAAACUUCGAGGAUAUCGGUCUCGAAGAUGACUCCGAACUUCCCAUUGUCGAUCCUGCGACCACCCCUUAUGGCCGUGGUCUGGCAUCGCGGUCGCCCGCGGGCAGAUUGUCCAACAAAAGCCCUGCUGCCGCGACUCGCGACUUGACCGCGACCCCGAAGCCCCGAAAACGAAGUCCUUUCCCCCCAAUUCAUAAUCAGAUCAAUGGUGCCAUGCGUACCCCGCAGUCUGCGGGAUCCCUGUCCACAAGGUCUGGGAACAGGAGAGACUCAGGAAGUACGACCAAUUCGGGGGGGCUGACCCCGGUACAAUCUCGUCGGUCACGGUCGACAUCACCACUGCGUCCGAUGUCCAGUCGCUCUGCUUCGACUACCAGUCUGGCCCUAUCGCCGCUCUCCGCACGCGUCCCGAUGCAGAAACAGAACUGGCAACAAAGCCGCAAGUCGCUGAAAGAAUUGGAGGAAGAAUACCAUGACUCAGAUGAUGAGCUGCCCGACGAUGCCAGCCUAUGGAAUAUCCCGAUCUCUCCCCGCCCAGUGCAAGAUCGCCCUCCGUCUCGCGCACCCAGCCCGAGUGGUCGCAGUCCUGGCCCACGACCAUUGCCGAUUUCCCACACAGUUACUGAAACUUCGGGUGCCCACAAUCCACCAAAUGGCUCUUCUUCCAAGGCUGCGCGCAUGCGGCGAACGCAGCGGUCCAGUUCUGCUGGUCCUGAACGAGGCCAAAUCUCCCCACGAAACCCUCGCGCCUAUUCGUACAACAGUUAUCUCUCAGACUUGUCCGAAGAGGCAAGAAUCAUUACUGAAGCUUUGGAACACCAUGCGGGUGAAAGUGAGCGCAAACAGGAGGAAAAUGUUCAGAAUGGCGUAUCACGGAAAUCGAGCUCGGAGUCGCAAGAGCCCGUUGAAUUGCCGCCUCUGCAGAAAUCCAACAUAAUGAUCGAUCCGUUACCUAUUAGCAAGGAGAAGGAGAAGGUGCUUACUCGCACACGCCCGAGCUGGCUUCCACCUAAGGACCAGAAGGAGGAGAAAAAGCACCUGAAGGAAUACAAGCAGAUGAUGGCCCAGUCGCGGGAAGCUGAGAAGCGCAGGGCUGCCCGAGCUGCUUCCGAGCAGUGCGAGAAAGAUACGACCCGAGAUGCCCUUCAAAAUAUCUGGGAUGACUUUAUUGGCCCCAACUGGGACGGUGCUAUGCGUGCGCCUCGGACACGAGAGCUUUGGUGGCGCGGAAUCCCUCCUCGGAAUCGUGGAGCUAUGUGGAUGCGUGCCAUUGGCAACGAGCUGGAGCUCAACGAGGAAACCUACAAGAAAGCAUUACAGCGAGCCAAGGAUCUGCGAUCCAAGAAGGAAGAGCCCAGUGAAAGUCACAAACGCUUGCUGGACUGUUUCGAAGCCAUCGACUCUGAUGUGCCCAAGGCCUUCCCUGACUUGAACCUCUUCCAGGAGGGCGGCCCAUUACGGGAAACGCUUAUCGAUGUCCUCCAGGCUUAUUGCAUGUAUCGCCGCGAUGUGGGCUACAUCCAUGGUCUGCACACCAUUGCUGCUCUGCUUGUCCUGCAAUUCCCAACUCCCAGCUCCGCUUUCCUCUCCAUGGCCAAUGCCCUGAACCGACCAUUGCCCGUCGCCUUUCUCACUUGGGACCGCGGGGCCAUGGCACGCACCUAUGCUUUGGCAUCCGAUACCUUGCGGUACAAGUUCGGCCGGCUUUACAACCACCUCCAUGAAACCCUCCGUCUCUCCGACGAGGAACUUUGGGAACCGAUGUUCCGCUCCUUGCUCACCAACGGUCUUGAUCUCGAGCGCAUCUCCCGUGUGUGGGACUGCUGGGUUUUCGAGGGCGACCGCAUCAUGAUCCGUUCCGCUGUCGCCAUCCUUGGCUGUCUCCAGGCUCAACUGUUCUCUUUCCAACAGCCCGAUGACCAGACUCGCAUCAAUGUGCGCAAUAUCCUAGGCUGGGGACCUCGCCAUAUUGGCGCGAAUAACCAGAAGCCUAAGGAACGCCACAGUGCACCGGCUGCAGCAGGAUUUGGCGGUGGUCAGGUCUCCAAUCCUGAGGAGGUUGAUUAUUGGAUCCUCACGGCAGCAGGCAACGAAGACCGGUUUAUGUCUGCAGUAAGGGAAGCUGGAAAAGUGCGGCAAUAG